UCAGCUUGUUGCACCCACGAGCGUGUCACCCCGGAGUGGAACUGGGGGCAGAAGCGCGCCCGGCCGGCGGCGGCUGCGGAGGAGAGUUCGCGGGACGGAGCCGGGUGGUGGCGCGGCUCGGCUGGGACCACACUCCUUUUCCAAAGACAGGCUGCCCCGGGGGACCCCCAAACCCAGAGCGGACCGUUUCUUCUUGAAAGUCUUGGCCAGAAACUUUUCCCUCGGUCGCCGGUACCACGAGCGACUUUUUGGCUUUCGGACGGCGCCGCGGGUCCUCCCCUCUGUCCGGCACCCAGCGCCCCUUCUCCAGGCCACUCCUCACUUUCCCUUGGGCCGCCUUUGGGGACCGUCGAACUCUGCCAUGCCUUGGGGAGACUUCCCGAGAUUCGUUCAGCAGCCAUAUGGACCCAGUUGCUGAAGUAAAGGAACCCUGCAGCCUUCCCAUGCUAUCUGUUGACAUGGAAAACAAGGAAAAUGGCUCUGUCGGUGUAAAAAAUUCGGUGGAGAAUGGGAGACCACCCGAUCCUGCAGACUGGGCUGUAAUGGACGUCGUCAAUUAUUUCCGAACAGCGGGAUUUGAGGAGCAAGCUAGUGCUUUUCAGGAACAGGAAAUUGAUGGAAAAUCCCUGCUAUUGAUGACAAGAAAUGAUGUGUUGACAGGACUUCAGUUAAAACUGGGGCCUGCUCUGAAGAUCUACGAGUACCAUGUAAAACCUCUUCAGUCAAAGCAUUUAAAGAACAACUCCUCGUAGUAUGGUCCAGUUGGGGUCUCAGACCUCAAAAAAUGCACAAAGACAUAAUUCAGUUUCAUGUGAUGAAACUUUGUAAACAGAAUACAUACAUGUGUAUAUGUAAAGAAUUUCAACCAAAUGAAACGUUAUCCUAUUGGAUAGACUAGGCAAUCCAUCAGCUGACCUGAAUUCAGUUAGGAGGAGCAAGGAGAACAUGAGAACACGUGGACAGGAUAGUUUUCCUUGUGGGGUUUGUCAAAGAGAGUGAAAGAAAUCAGUCUUUGACAUGAUUAGAUACCCUUCCCCAGAAAAGCUUUGAAGUCAUAAGGAUUUUCUUCAUUUCUUCGUAGAUGGCUUUCCCAAAAUUCAUUUAAAAAUUUAAUGGAAUGAACAUCUUUUGGUUAGACUUGGGAAGGAGGAAAAAGAGAAAAAGAUUGCUGUCUCCCUUGAUUCCCUCUGCUCCUUAGAGCUUGUGUUAUUGGGAUGGAAUUGCUGACACCCUUUUUUAUAGAGGGUCCUCCACUUGACCUUAUUAAGGUUUCACUGGGAUAUGCCGCGAUGUGUGGAAUGAACAUGCAUCUUGGCCCCUUCAGGAGAAAACCGUAGCUCUAAAAGAAAAACUUAGUUGUGUACUGGGGAUAUCCAUCCAUAUUCAGCUAGCUUUCACAGGGACUAAUGGUAUUUUCUGUAUAGAAUGGCUUUUAAAUGGGUUCUUUGUUUCUGGAGAAAGCAUUUUUUCACUUUAUGGUUGUAUUUAUAAUAAUUUGUUUCUGAAGAAAUUUGCCAAGAGUUACAGAUCAAAAAGCCUUGUUGCUAGCACAGAAUAUUUUUAUAUAUAUUCCUUCAUGAUGGUGUAAUAUUUUUUUAAUUGCUCUGAUGCUUUGUUUGAUUCCUGGUUUGAGCACUUGUUUUUAAAAACUUGAAGAAGUGGGCUUGCUACAUCUCUGUUCAAAGAGACAUUUGUUCAACCUCCGUGUGUCGAUGCCUUGUUGGGUUGGUGCUUUGUGGUUGCAAUAAAGCAUUG
This is a messenger RNA of Artibeus jamaicensis (Jamaican fruit-eating bat), 1755 nucleotides long. It is a transcript of the gene SAMD13, whose product is annotated as sterile alpha motif domain containing 13. The transcript is spliced from 4 exons. Lineage: Eukaryota; Metazoa; Chordata; Mammalia; Chiroptera; Phyllostomidae. The record is from RefSeq and is a predicted model, not a curated record. Bases 402 to 752 code for a protein of 116 amino acids. Gene Ontology annotation, molecular function: protein binding.